UUUGGGCAGGUGCGUAAAAGAUUUGUAUAAAUAUGAGCGCGUGUUGGUACAGCGAUUUUACAGAGUGUUUAAACCUCAUCUGAGUGUUUUCUACACUGGUGAACGUAGUCCACGCGAAAAAUAAUAAGUACACCGAAACAAUAACAAAAUGUACUCAAAACUGUUUAUUUCCGUGUUGGUAAUCACAACCAUGGUAGGCGUGUCGAUAUCCGUAACCGAAGGAGACGAUGCUGUAAAGACUGUGGACAAGGACGACGACCCUCAUCCGGCCAUCCGGGAGGAGAUCAAAAGAUACAUGUCUAUAAUGGAGAAAAUCAACAUAGACCAAAUGCUGAACAACACUAGGUUGAUGUCGAACAACGUCAAAUGUUUUCUGAACGAAGGACCGUGCACGGCCCACUUUAGAGAAAUGAAAAAAAUAGUACCUAUGUUAGUCAAAGAUAGUUGCUCGUCAUGCACCAAAGAGCAAAAGAUCAUGAUGAAAAAAGCAAUUGACGCGAUAAAAGCUCGUCGUCCCAAUGAGUAUGAACAACUUUCCAAAUUGUAUGACCCAGAGGGAAAAUAUGAGAAGAAAUUUUUAGAAAACUUGAACGAAUCGAAAUAAUACAAUUUUUUUUUUUUUUUAAUAAAACGUACACAUAAUAUUAUUAUAUUUUAUAACACAGUACCCAGCUAAAUUCAACUGUCUAAAAUUACACCAAUUAUUGUGAUUUCGAUAUUAAAUGGAAUGCAUUAUUAUUAUUAUCAUUAUUGUCAUAAUUAGUUAGAAAACAAACAAGGCGGUUAUAUGAAGACAAUUUUAGCUUUAUUGUAAUAAUUCCAGAAUAUUGGUAUUUUAAUUAAAAUAAAAUAAACUAAUAAUAAUCCUUAUCGUAA
Molecule: messenger RNA, 876 nt
Organism: Rhopalosiphum padi (bird cherry-oat aphid)
Lineage: Eukaryota; Metazoa; Arthropoda; Insecta; Hemiptera; Aphididae
Product: putative odorant-binding protein A10
Exons: 2
Coding region: 149-604 (151 amino acids)
Source: RefSeq, a predicted model, not a curated record